Chaetomium strumarium is the source of this 4266-nucleotide messenger RNA. RefSeq lists its product as uncharacterized. The coding region runs from base 1 to 4266 and encodes 1421 amino acids. NCBI's taxonomy places the organism in Eukaryota, Fungi, Ascomycota, Sordariomycetes, Sordariales, Chaetomiaceae. The transcript is spliced from 3 exons. The record is from RefSeq and is a predicted model, not a curated record.
AUGAAUUCGUCGACGCACUCUCUCGCCCUCGUGGCGCUCUUCUUCAUCGUUCUCGCCGUCGCCGGCGACGCGGUUUCGGCCGCGCUCGCCAACGGCUUUGAGAUGAUGAGAGAGCUCAUCGAGGAUGGACGGACCGUUGUCAGCGGCGUCCAACUUAUUUUCAUCACCCUGUCCGUCGCCAGCUUGCUGGCACCCGCCCUCGUCUCUUUCUGGGGAAGCCUCCCCACGGUCGCCUCCAGGGUCCGCAAGGUUCUGGAGUCCUCAAUUGCAGGAACCGUCCGCCGGGCCAGUCUGGCUCGCGCGGCGGCCGUCACCGGUGCCUGGGGGUACAUCAACGCCCUCAAGGCUACAACGCUCGCUGACAUCAUCUCGAUGAUGUUCAGCCGUCUCGUGCUCCCUCUCCUGCUUCCGGCUGCCCGUCUGUUCGUUCCGGCUAUUCUCAGGAAGUAUUUCCUGUGGAGAAACUGGGCUGUGGACCGCGCCGAAGACUUCGCGGACCUGGUCUGCGUCGACAGGGAGUUGCAGGCCGAACGGCGCCGCGUCCUCAAGGCGCAGGAGCUUGCGUUGGCCGGGCAAUUGGGCAGGCUGGACCAGCUCAACAAGGAGGUCGCCAAGGCAUUCCGGAAAGCUGCCGACGCCUUGCAGCAGGGCACCCGCUCUGUUGGUUGGUCAAGCGGGAAGUACGAGAACCUUCGGCCGGCCCCGUUUGCUGGCCCAGUUGCUGCCGUGGUCCCCGAGGAUGGGCCCGUCCCAAGACUCGCUGUCUGGAAUCGCCUGCGCAACCGGACCGACCUCCACGUCUACUGGAUCGACUUCGCCAUCGCGCGCCACGAGGCCGCGAUGGCCAAGAACAAGGACAGCAUCGCUGCCCUUGAGGUUCAGCUAGCGUCUCGGUCAAAGGAGCUCACGGCGAUCGAAGACCAAAUCUCCGACUGCCGCCUCGAGGCGAUGUUGGCGAUGCGGAAGAGGGCACCCCGUGCCCAGGACCGCGUCGUCACCCGCUUCGCCCGCAUCGGAGAAGAGUCGACUCGCCCAUCGGGAGACGAGAGACCCGUUUCUGCGCACGAGAGGAUCCAAGCCGCGACGCGUCGCGAGCUGGCCGAGCGCCAAAGGAAUCCCCGUGUUCGCACCACCACCACCACCACCACCACCACAACCAGGAUCACCGGAUCCUCCACACCGUCGGUUGUCACUCCACCCGCCGACGUUUCCGCCACCUCCAUCCUCAUCCCCACCGCAACCACGCCCGCCGAGCCUACCCCCUCGGCAGUGGUUCCUUACCUUCCCCCUCCCUCCUCGCCGACCCCCGAGGAGAUUCUUACCAUCGCCGCGGCUACGCCGCUUCCCCGCACCGCGGAGGAGGACGCCAUCGAGAAGGCGUUCGAGUCGAUCCUCGCCGAGCACGAGCACAUUCUCGCCCUCAUCCGCAGCGAGCAAGCCGAAUGGACCGCCGAAGUCGCCGCCGAACGGGAGGCGCGACGGGUCCAGCACGAGGAAGAGCAGCACGAACGCUGGCUCAAGAAGCGGUACUACCGCCAACUCGUUGCCGCCAAAGCCGCCGGCAAUCAGAACUUCCCGUCGUUCCACGACUGGUGCGCCGACCGGAUGCGGGCCGAGUCGCAGCUGCGUGCUCGCGCCGAGUUCGAGCGGCGUACUAAGGAGGAGCUUCGCGUCGCCACCGCGACCCGCACAUCCGAGGAGGCCACGCUCGCCGCGGCAAUUGCCGAGGAGAGCCGGCUGAGGGCUGCCUGGGAAGCGGCCCGCGAAGCUCGCAUGGCCCAGGAGGCGCGCGUCGAGUCCGCACUUGCGGAGGAGACCCGUCUCAGGGGUCUGCUGAACGAGUCGGAGGAAGCCGACAAUGACACGGCCGCCCUGCCCGAGCCAUCUUCGAUGGGGAGGGCAACGUCGGCCGACGUCAUUGUCACGGAAGUCGUCGCGGACCAGGUGAAGACGGUGCCAGUGGUGGUGCCCGUCGACGAACCGGCCGCGCACGCCCACGGAGCCAAUGAUGCCCAGCCAUCUGUGAUGGGGAAGGCGGAGGCUCAUCAGGAAGAACCGUCGACGACGUCGACGCCGCGACCCGGCUCCGCGAGGAAAUGGGCCAGCCAGAUCAAGCCCUUGCGGGCGAAGAUCCGGAAGGCGAAGCAAGUACGGUUCGUCAUCCCCAAGAAAUCCGAGGCUGUUGCAUCGCAGCAGCGCGAGGACCGGGGCGAUGAAGACGAGGAGGUCGUCGCUCUCACGAGCAACGACGAGCCCGUCAUUAUUGGUGGCGACAUCGCCGAUCUCGCCAGUGCGCUUGAGAAGCUGUCGCUAGAGGAGGACGGAGGUCCGGCUUCCGAGUCGGGCAAGCCCUCCCACCAACAGGACGACGUAGACCCUGCUAUUAUUGAGCAGGGCAAGCCGUCCAACCCGCACGACGUAGGUCUGGCCACUGUGUCAGACAAGCCGUGCCCGGACAACGGAGGUCCGGCUUUCGAGCUGGACAAGCUGUCCCAAGAGUCGAUCGCUGAGCCGACCCCUGAGGUGGAGCAGGGCCAGGCCGCGCCCGACUAUCCGAUCGCCGCCGCCACCGCCACCGCCGAGGAUCCUGAGACUUCUCCGGAAGGGGAGGGGGAGGAGGAGGAGGAAGUGGCCGAUCUGGAUCUGGUUCUCGCUGACGCGGAACCUCUGGCCGCGGAGCCAUCGAUGCCCGCGCCAAGCGAACUCGUCAUCGGCGAGUUCAUCAUUACCAAUGAGCUGCUUGCUGAGCUCGAAGAUAGCCUUCCGGAGAUCUUCGACGCUGAUCUCAACCAGCCGUUCGAGUAUACCGGCGCCAACGGAGCCGAGGAUGAGCCCAUGCUCACCGAGGACGCACCCGCGGCGGACCACGACGGUCCCGCUGACUUGUCAAUGGAGGAACUCAAGCUCUCGUACCACGAGUACGAGGAGGAGAGGCCCUCCGCAGCGGUCGACGUCGAGGUCGACAUGGAGACUGCCGUCGACCUGCCGGAGCCUGUUGGGGAGCAGGCGGCCGCGCAGGCGGCAGACCUCAAUAUGGAGUGGGAGAACUCCGGCGCGGGGCACCACUACCAACAAGAGGACGAAGCGGAGGAGCUCCGUGCCCUCGAAGCGCACCUUCUUGCCGCGCUUGCGCAGCAGGAAGAUGCCGGGAUGCCCGACCGAUCUGUUGCCGAGUCCGCAUUCGCGGAGGAAGCUCGCGCCAACCCCACUCGCGUGGAGGAGGCCGAAGUACAGUUCGACUGCUUCGAAGGAUUCGACUUCGACCCCGUCCUGGGCGAAUUUGUCGCCCGAGAACCCGAGGACGCCGGCGGCGACGAAGGCGCGGUCGAGGGGGAGGCCAGCGCUGAUGCCGCGCAUCAGAGCGCGGGUAUCCAACCGGCCGAGCCAGAGCCCGCUCCAGUGUCUGCUGGGGCGGAGGAGGCGGAGCCAACCGGGCCUGCUGCCGCCGCGGGCACCAGCGCCAGCCAGGCGCCGCCACCCAUCUUCACUUUUGGCCAGCUGGGCCAACUUCCGACAAUCCCGGAUGCCGUCCGUCCGGUGACUCAGUUCGUCUUCGGGAUGGACUCACCAGCGACCACGGGGAGGGGUUCGCCGACGUCUCAGUUCGGCUUCAGGCCGAGCUCGUCCGCCCCGUCCGACAUCCGUCUCCAGUCGUCCGUGCCAGCCAACCCUGCCGAGCGGAAGGUGCUGGUCCCUCGCUCUCGCCUGAGGGGGAGGGUCGCCACCGCCCAAGCCGCGCAGCAGCAGCAGGUCGACGAGACCCCUGCCGGGAGCGCCCAGCGCGAAGGAGAGGAAGAUGGAGGAGAAGACCUGGAGCCAGAGUUGACGGAGGAGGACCUGGCAUGGAUCCAGGCGCAGGAAGAGGAGUGGCUCGCCGAGGAGGAGGCCAAGGGGAAGGGGAAGGCUCCUUGCACCAAGACCAAGGCUCAGUUAAAGGAGGAAGCCCGCGCCAACGCCCGCGCCGAGUUGGCCCUGAUCGAGGAAGAGCGGCGGAGGUUUGCUGAAGAAUUUCAGCGGACCGUUGAGUCUCGCGAGACUCAGGAAACCCUCUACCGAGAGGCCGAACCGGCCGAACCGGGUUGGUUUGACCCCCGCGCAAAUCAAGCGCGGCGCGAAGCUGAGAUCGCCCUAGCGAUGAGCGCCGCCGCCGAGGAGGCUCGGCGGAAGGCUGCUCAAGCUCCGGCUUUCGAGAUGGAGGACGAGGUGUUGUGGGAGGACUCUGACCAAGGUCAUUGUUCCCGACGCAGUCACUCUCGGGGGUUUUAA